UGCUCGCUACAUGAACCUUAUCACAGAGACGAUUGGUAUAUAAGACGAUUGGUAUAUAAGACGUGGACGGACCUUGGAACAGGACUCGCUGCACAAUGUUGAUUAGGUUCAUCCUCGUGGGCCUGUUGGCUGGUGUGUUUUCCGUGCCAUUAAAGGAAAAUGAAGAAGAUUUUGUCCGAAAGGAAGUACGAGAAUUGCUUGAAUUUCUAAAAGAACCCGAACCCGAGGACGAUGCUGCGAGAGUUGAUCACUAUGAGAAGGGUAGGCGACUCUUUAGAGAUUUCUUUGGGGAGGAGGAUGAAGACUUGAGCAAGAGGAAAAUUGCGAAAGCUGAGGAAAAUGAAAACAACCCUGAGAAGGACCAGAAAGAGAAGUCGCCCAAAAAACAUAGCAAAAUGAUCGAUGAAGACAAUGUUGACCCUGAUGACGUGCAGCUGAUGGAGCUACUAGAGGGAAUGGCGGUAGAGAAAAACGGAAAAGUCAGUCAGGCUAAAGGUUUACAUCCUGAACUAUCCGCUGUUGCCAAGGGCCAGGGUAUGGAUAAGCAUCCUUUGACCAAAGACCAGGCUGAAAUAGAAGGGAUGCCCCAGGAUCAGGAACGCAGGAAAAAGAGAAGUUUCUGGCGAGCUGCUUGGAAGUGGCCGAAAAAUAUCGUUCCUUUUAACAUUGACAACAACACAAUAGUUAGGCAAGGCAGUUAUGAUGCCAUUAAUAAAGCAGCGGAACUCUUCAACAAUCUGACUUGUCUGAAAUGGCUGCCAUAUACACCAGAGCUGGCAGAGGAAUUAGGACACAAUAACUACGUCCAGUUUCGAAAUUCAGAUGGAUGUUGGUCUUACGUGGGUUAUAUAGCAUCCAGUCCUCAAUCGAUCGGGAUGAGUGAACCAGGAUGUAUGAGUGUUGGUAUAGCAGUCCAUGAAAUGCUUCAUGCUGUGGGAUUAAUGCACGAACAGUCUCGGAGUGAUCGUGACGACAAUAUCCGCAUGAUUAAAGAAAACCUCAAGCACAACAUCAACAAUGGAAAUAUGGCGAAGACGAGCACAUUUGACCACAAUGCGUAUGACUACGAAAGCAUUAUGCAGUAUAGUCUCUGGGCCUUCUCUGUCACUGGAGGGCAGUCGAUGGAGUUUCUGGACAGGGAUCUAGAGUUUUUAGCAGGGACAGGGGCAGGAGUUGGACUGGAUUUCUACGAUGUAAAGGACAUUACGGUGAACUACCAAUGUACAAAAGAUUGUGUUAACCCACCAAAGUGCGAAAAUGGAGGAUUCGUCAAUCACAAAUGUGUAUGUUACUGUCCAAAAGGUUAUGAUGGUGCCAGGUGUGAAAACGUGAUAAGUGAUGACGACUGCGGGGGAAUGGUGGAAGUUCCUCUUGGAAAAGAUGUAUAUGUGACGUCACCAGGCUAUCCUGUGUCUUACCCACUCGGAAAAAUAUGUCGCUGGGGUGUAAAGGCCCCUGAUGGUUGGUAUCUUCGGAUGACGGUAGAGGAGCUCCACCUAACGGACAACAACUUGAACAGAUGUUACCAUUGGCUGGAAAUUCAAUACAACUUAGCAGGACAGACAGGAAUUAAACGCUGUGGAGAUCUGAUCGGGGACGAGUGGACGGGGUCCAAAGACAGCCCAAACUUCAUGACGCUUACAUUCGACAGUAAAUUUGUACAAGACAGACCUGUGGAGAAAGGCUUUAAACUUCGGUUUAACGCGGUCGGAAGAGGAUGUAAGGACAACCCAUGUGUUUAUGGCACGUGUCACGAAAGCAAGAUGGAUUGUAAGUUUACGUGUUCCUGUUUUUCUGGAUUUGAGGGAGAAUUGUGCAAUAAAAUGACAGAUGAUGCCACCUUUGAAUGCACUUUUGAAAAAAAGAAAUGUUUCCUCGAGAAUACGAAAGAAGGGGACGACUUUGACUGGGCUGUAAACUCAGGUACAAGUAGCUCACAAGGAACAGGACCGGACAAGGCAUACAAGGGAAAUAACUACGUCUUUGCAGAAAUGUCGGACCCUCGUGUCAAGGGAGAAAAAGCAUGGCUUGUAUCGAACUUGGAGUUUCCAGCGUCGGAGAGGUGUCUUUCCUUCCACUACUAUAUGUUUGGGCACGCUGUGGAUUCACUCAAUGUCUUUGUUUCUGGUGAAAAUCGUUCUCGGAGCAUUGUCUGGUCUGAAUCUGGAAACCAAGGGAGCGUGUGGAAAUUCGCAAAAGUUGAUAUCGACAAAAUGGACAAAUUAAAGAUCGUGUUCGAAGCAGUUCGUGGUGAAGACUGGAGCAGUGAUAUUGCUUUAGACAAUGUCGUACUUGACAUCGGAAGGUGUUCUAAUGUGACAGAAAAUAUCGAAUGUCUGAAAUCAAGCCGUGGAGGGGAGUACAAAGGAAAAGUUAACGUGACGAAGAGCGGCAGGGCGUGUCAGGCGUGGGCCGAACAAACGCCCCAUUCUCACUCAGGGUAUGCUGCCCUGGUUAACGACUCCAACUACUGCCGUAAUCUCUACACUAACGGCAAUGACUAUCAUCCCUGGUGCUACACAAUGGACUCUGGAAAACGAUGGGAGUUCUGCAACAUCCCUCCAUGUGAAUACGAGGAAUGUAGGCGUUCUAAGAUAGGAUACGAGUAUGCAGGGAGGGUGAGCAGAACAAAGUCAGGGAAGGCUUGUCAGAGGUGGGAUUCUCAAUCCCCUCACCAGCACACAUACAAGGGUCUCAUGGCUCACGAGAACUACUGCCGGAACCCCAAAGGUAAAGAACAGGAACCCUUUUGCUUCACAGAGGACAACUCCACACGCUGGGAAUACUGUGAUGUGCCCUCCUGCAAUGAUGAACCUCGGGAAUGUGCAUUGCUAGCCCAAGGAAUCGAUUAUUUUGGAAAGAUCAACACUACGACUUCCGGUCGCUCCUGUCAGAGAUGGGACCAACAGAAUCCACAUUCUCAUUCCAUGCCUCUAACCUCAGCACAAGAAAACUUCUGUAGAAACAUGGGUGGUGAAAACCGCGCUUGGUGUUACACAACGGACCCCCAAAAACGAUGGGAGCGCUGCAACAUCCCGUCCUGUGACAACCUGCCUUGCUUUUCGAGCCCUUGUUUAAAUGGAGGAACAUGUACCAACCAAGGCAACUCUUUUACGUGUUCAUGUUUCUCGGGAUACCGUGGGGACAGAUGUGAAGAAGAGGUUCCAAUAAAAUCAGAGAACUGUAAACGUUCCGCAUACGGUUGGGAAUACAAGGGAACUAUAGCUUUGACAGUUAGUAAUCGCACCUGUCAACGUUGGAAUGAGACAACUCCCCACAGUCACACGUUUACUACAUCCAUGGCUGGUCACGAGAACUACUGCAGAAAUCCAGAUAAAGAAUCAGGCCCGUGGUGCUACACCACUGACCCAGGGAAGCGAUUUGAGCUAUGUGAUAUACCAAUGUGUGAUACACCACCAAGCGAGUGUUUGAAUGUCGCCCGAGGGGCAGAUUAUUUUGGUCACGCCAAUAAGACCAUAAAUGGAUACACGUGCAUGCGCUGGGAUUCCCAAUCACCACAGAAGCACUCUUACGGAUACAUCGGGGAGCAAGAAAAUUACUGUCGAAAUCCAUAUGGAGGGGAACCGAAGGGGCCCUGGUGCUACACCACAGACCCCAAAAAGAGAUGGGAAUACUGCACCAUUCCUUUGUGUGGCUGGAAAGUUUGAGCUGGACGACUUCGUGUUUCGGCGGAAUCGAUACACCCUUGCCGAUAUUUUCUUGAGAAAAAGUUAUUUUUCUAAUUGAGUCGUAUGUAUGUUGUCUAUUUUGCUUAUAUAAAGCAUCAUCACAAAUCCA
Messenger RNA from Ostrea edulis (European flat oyster), 3798 nucleotides. RefSeq lists its product as uncharacterized. Gene Ontology annotation, molecular function: metalloendopeptidase activity; calcium ion binding; zinc ion binding. Gene Ontology annotation, biological process: proteolysis. NCBI's taxonomy places the organism in Eukaryota, Metazoa, Mollusca, Bivalvia, Ostreida, Ostreidae. Bases 96 to 3668 code for a protein of 1190 amino acids. Gene Ontology annotation, cellular component: membrane. The record is from RefSeq and is a predicted model, not a curated record. The transcript has 27 exons.